This is a messenger RNA of Symbiodinium natans, 2031 nucleotides long. NCBI's taxonomy places the organism in Eukaryota, Dinophyceae, Suessiales, Symbiodiniaceae. The record is from the annotation of a GenBank genome assembly.
AUGGAGCCCAUCCUGGCACUGGACUACACCGAGCCCGUGGUGGGCAUUGAUCUGGGCACCAGCAAUUCGGUCGUGGCUGCUGUGGAAGCAGCUACGCCAGCCAUCAUACCGAAUGCAGAGGGCGAGCGCACAACACCAAGCGUGGUGGCCUAUGCUGAGGAUGGAGACAUCCUUGUGGGUACGACUGCCAAGCGCCAGGCCGCAUUGAAUCCCCUAAACACCUUCGCCUCUGUGAAGCGAUGGUUCGGGCGAGAAUACGCGGAGGUGGGAGAGGCGGCCGUGGCCCUCCCGUACCACCUCAAAGAUGCGGACGGGAAGGUGAGGCUGGGCUGCCCGGCUCUUGGUCGGGACCUUGCUCCGGAGGAGAUCUCCGCCCAUGUGCUCAGGAAGCUGCGCAACGAUGCGGAAGCCUUCCUAAACACCACGAUCAAGAAAGCAGUGAUCACCGUCCCAGCGUACUUUGAUGACUCCCAAAGACAAGCCACAAAGACAGCUGGAAAGCUGGCUGGCCUGGAUGUCAUGAGAAUUUGCAACGAGCCCACAAUGGCAGCCUUGGCGUAUGGUUUGGACCAGAAGAACUCGUCCUACCUUCUUGUUUUCGAUCUCGGCGGUGGCACCUUCGAUGUCUCCAUCAUGGAGGCUGGAGAUGGGAUAUGUGAGGUCUUGGCCACCAACGGAAACACAAACCUCGGUGGCGAUGACUUCGAUCAGCGGAUACUGCGAUGGCUGCUCCAGAACUUCGAGAAGGAAACAGGCCUGGAUCUCCAGAGUGACAAACAGGCUUUGCAGCGGCUUGCGGAAGCCAGCGAGAAGGCAAAGAUAGAGCUCUCGUCCCUGAAUGAGGUGCGGAUCUCUGUGCCCUUCAUUACAGCAGACGACUCGGGUCCAAAGCAUAUCGAGGAGGUCAUCACAAGAGAGAAGUUUGAGGACCUUUGUGGAGACCUGCUGGAAAGCCUGGAGGAGCCAGUUCAGCGAGCGUUGAAGGAUUCUCGUGUGAAGGCAAAGAAUCUGCACGAGGUAAUCCUCGUCGGGGGCUCGACGCGGAUUCCAGCCGUACAGAACUUGGCCAAGGAGCUCAGCUCCUUCAAGCCGAUGAACAUCUCCAUCAGCCCGGAUGAGGUGGUCGGCAUCGGUGCCGCCAUCCAAGCUGCCAUGAUUGCUGGUGAGGUCAAGGACAUCAUGCUGAUCGACGUAACACCCCUGACGCUGGGUGUGGAAACAGAUGGUGGGGUCUUCUCGCCCGUGAUGGAGCGCGGAACAGCCGUGCCCUGGAAGGCGACGAGGGUUUUCACAACCUCAGCAGAUGCACAAGAUGCCAUCGAGGUGGUAGUCUUGCAGGGAGAGCGUCCCCUAGCCAAAGACAACAAGAAGCUGGGCAUGUUCCGGCUGGAUGGAAUCCCUGCGGCUCCCAAAGGUGUCCCCAAGAUUGAAGUGUCCUUUGAUAUCGAUGUCGAGGGCAUCUUGACCGUGUCGGCCAAAGAUUGGGGCACACGCAAGCAUCGGAGCAUCAAGAUCGAGGACUCCUCCACUUUAAGCGAUGACGAGGUGCAGCGCAUCCUGGAUGAUGCUGAGGACAAGGAGCUGGCAGACGAGGAGGCCAAGUUCAGGCUGGAGUUGAGGUACUCGGCCGCCAACCUGCUUGAGCAGACGGAGCAAAAUCUGCUGGAAUUAGGCUACAAGGCUCCAGCGGAUGCGCGCAUGACCCUGCAGCCAAAGCUCGAUGCUGUGAAGGAAGCCUUGAAGGAUGAUGCGGAGUGCGACUACGUCUUGCUGAAAGACACGGUGGACGUGUUGCGUUUCGAGCUCAUGAAGCUGGGACUUCGUGUCUACGGCAAGCAGGUGGCUCCUGGCGGCACGCCUGGCCCAGCCCGGCCCCGCCGAGAGGGCGGUGUUGCAGGGGGUGGCUACAUCUUCCAGGAGGAGGAUCCAGACAUGCCCGGCAACGAGGCGGAAGAAGCCCGAAAGUGGGCAGAGAAGAGGAGGAAGGCAGCGGCAGCGGCAAGGCCGCAGCCUUUGGACGAGGACGACUGA